This is a messenger RNA of Aphanomyces astaci, 1033 nucleotides long. RefSeq lists its product as hypothetical. Bases 53 to 679 code for a protein of 208 amino acids. The transcript is spliced from 2 exons. The record is from RefSeq and is a predicted model, not a curated record. NCBI's taxonomy places the organism in Eukaryota, Oomycota, Saprolegniomycetes, Saprolegniales, Verrucalvaceae.
AUUCGAUAUCCAUAGACGACACAUACGCACACUAAAUCGAGUACCUCUGAGAAUGAAUCUGCGCACUUUUUCACUCACUCGUCCAUCCAUGGGAACUCGGGCUAAGGCGGCACUCCUGCGAAGUGCGCUGUGCCUCACGACAGCGAAGCCGCGACCGAGCCCGACACUCUUCAUGUUUCCAGGGCUCACGUCGGCACCAUUCCACAACCCGCGGGACUUUGACUGGACUCGUGCGCUUGAAGCCAACGUGGAUACGAUUCGGACAGAGUACUUGGCUUUGAAGGCGCAUCAGAAGACGUCGGACUACGACGUUCAAGGCGGCCAAGAGCACUCGCUGCACCAAGGUCAAUGGGACUGGUUCAGUUAUGUCACCAAGGGUAAGAAACCCAACGGCGCGUCGUUCGAAGAGCACUGUCCGACGACCGCGGCGCUGCUUACCUCCAUUCCCGGCUUCAUGACGUCGGUGCCGUUUGCAUAUGCGUUCUUCUCGAGUCUCCAGCCAGGCAGCUCGAUCAAAGCGCACUCGGCCCCGUGCAACAUCCGCCUCCGCUGCCAUUUCCCCCUCUUUGUCCCUCCCGGGUGCGGUAUCCGCGUGGCCGAUCAAACUCGAUCUUGGAAGGAAGGCGAGUGCUUGAUCUUGGACGGUACGCGGGGGGCCACUGGAGUAUUAUUACUUUGAAGUGAAAGCUGGUUGUUGCGGACUUCGAGGCCAAUUGAUAUUAAUAUCGAUUGAUAUUGUCCUUUUACCGAAAAUGUGGCAGACUUUUGCGCUGAUUCUCGCCAGAUGUAUCGAUUAUUCUUGAUACUGAAUCAUUUUGUAUGUAAAAACGUGUGCUGUGGUGAUUGGAAGUAUCACACUAAUUAAAAUCACACACUAAUUUGACGUUGUUGAUGGUUGUUUCCUGCAAUCUGAUUGGCUAAGUAUAUCCUUCUACCGAUGAUUGUUCUGUACAUUUAUUUGGUUGUAUCGAUAUAUUCAUUCUCUAUAUAUUAUCGAUUUGAUACAAAUUAUCGCGCCGACCAAACCGAUCCA